Stylonychia lemnae is the source of this 786-nucleotide messenger RNA. The record is from the annotation of a GenBank genome assembly. NCBI's taxonomy places the organism in Eukaryota, Ciliophora, Spirotrichea, Sporadotrichida, Oxytrichidae.
AUGGAGCAAGAGAGAAACCUAGAGAUAGAUAAUCUUAGAAAUUCUAUUGCAGGUGGUCACCCUGAUAGAUUUAAAUAUGAUCCAGAGCAUGGAAAUAAGGUACUAGCUAAAAAGACAAAUCAAUUUGAGAUCGAGGCUUAUCAAAAGAUUUAUAUUGAUGAUGAGAAUCAUCCACACUAUAAAGCAAAUAUAAUUUUCAGAAAUUUCUUGCCUAAAUAUCAUGGUCAUCAUGAGGAAGAUGGUGAGAUUCAUAUUAAGCUUGAUAAUCUAAUGUUUGGAAUGGAAAAUGCUUCAAUUCUUGACUUGAAAAUGGGCACAUCGUCAAUCACAGUAAAUACACCCAAGAAACUAUAUGAAAAAGUAAGUUAAAAGGAUGCAAAGACCACAUCAGUUUCUCUAGGAUUUAGAGUCACUGCUUUGAUUGUUAAAGAUGAAAAAGGAGAAAUAGUAGAGAAAAUUAGAAAACCUCACGAAACUGUAGAUGCUUCAAACAUGCAUGAAUUUAUCAUUAAAGUCUUGAAAUCAAAUAGUCAUCCAGAGGUAAACAGAGAGGCUCUUGACUUCUUUAAACUAAGAGCAAUAGAAAUGUUAAACUAUUUCAAAAAUCAUCAUGCUAGAAGGAUUGCAGGAUCAAGUAUCCUUUUGAUUGUAGAUAAUAUCAAUAAGAGAUAUGAAAUGAAGAUUAUAGACUUAAGCUCUUGUGAGGACUUUGAAGAUCAAAGUAAGAGAGAUGAAGGAUAUAUUUUAGGAAUUGAAAGCCUUAUAUAGCUAUUUGAUAGGAUUUGA